CUUGGUUACUGAUGUACAAAUCGGCGUUUGGAGAUCCUCCAAAUAUGACGUGGCCGUAAGGCUGUCAGCUUGCGCAAAUGUCCACACAGUUCACCUGACCAGACAGGGUGUGUGGGCGAGGAGGAGGAGGGGGCGGUGGUGGCAUGCGUGUGGGCAGCAGCUGGAGGCGGCAUCUCUCCCGAGCCAUGCGACCGGCGCUGCGAUGGUGCCGACCGUGCCGUCCAAAGACAGGGGGUCGAGGCAGGGGAGGCCAGCCGCAGCCCAGCGGCGGGCUUCGGGAGUUGUGGAGCUACAGCAAACUGCUGCUCAAGUCUCUUUACUUCAACAGCCUCACCAACUCGGACACGCUACUCGACUGCGCUUUCGAACCCGUGUACUGGAUCGUGGACAAUGUGACUCGCUGGUUUGGAGUGGUGUUUGUCACUCUGGUCAUCCUCCUGACCACCUCGGUGGUGGUCAUCGUCUAUCUGUACGUCCUACCCACAAUCCUCGGCACCUACGCCGCGCCGUGGAUCAUCUGGCACCUGUGCUGCGGCCACUGGCUCCUCGUCAUGCUGGUCUUCCAUUACUACAAGGCCACCACCACCUCCCCCGGACACCCGCCCAAGGACAAUAUCCAUAUUCCCUCUGUGUCCAUUUGUAAGAAAUGUAUCAAUCCGAAACCAGCCAGGACGCACCACUGCAGCAUCUGCAACACCUGUGUCUUGAAGAUGGACCAUCACUGUCGUAUCCUUGUAACUACCACUGAACACGCCUCCAGCUUGGCUCAACAACUGCGUGGGCCAUUUCAACCACCGCUAUUUCUUCUCCUUCUGCCUCUACAUGACUCUGGGCUGCAUCUACUGCAGCGUCAGCAGCAGAGACAUGUUCCUAGAGGCCUACAAUGCUGUCGAGAGUUACUAUCAGACCCCUCCCCCGCCAUACACGUCCACACAGACAACAGCCCACAAGAGCAUCAUCUUUCUUUGGGUGCUGACCAGCUCCGUGGCGGUCGCCCUGGGAGGGCUGACCCUGUGGCACGCCGCGCUCAUCAGCCAAGGGGAGACCAGCGUGGAGCGCCACAUCAACCGCAAAGAGAGAAAAAGACUCAAGGAGCAGGGCAAGGUGUUCAAAAAUCCAUAUCAUCACAGGAAAAUGGACAACUGGAAGCGGCUGCUUGGUGUGGAGACACGCAAUCACUGGUUGACCCGUGUUCUCCUGCCCUCGAGUCAUCUUCCCAAAGGCGACGGCAUCAUGUGGGACUACACCUUUACCAGGAAAGACCCCAUGGCUAUCUGACCCAUCCACACCUCAAGCGCUCGAUCAUCUCACUGUAGUUCUCGCUGUCAGGUCGAUGGAGAGGAUUUUUCAAAAGGUGUUGCUGGUCAGCGUUCGCUCCAUUCUCCUGCUCCUUGGCAAUGGUUGAAGACGUGUGCUGUUCCCGACCUGCAGAUGCAACUCAACAUCCAGAUGGAGGACAAAUAAUAAGACGCAUGUCUUUUUUUUAGACCACCUUUGUGCCUAAAGGCAGCCUUCCAAAGUGACCCCAAAUGGCUGUCAAAUGUUAACUCUGAGACCAAUGUGAUUAUUUUUACAUUAGUCUUCCAAAAUCGGUUGGCUGAUUUUUUUUGUUAUUUUUCUUAUCACUUACGGUAUAUUUUGCUCAUGAAUUAUCCAUUGUGAGAAUGGCAACGAACACUCAGUGGACACAAUAUUACACUUGCAGAGAUCCAAUAAAAGAGUUCAAACAUCCAUUUUAAUGCCAUACCAAGUGUACAUUAAUUCAUAAUUUUUCUGUACUGCUUAUCCUCACUUGGGUCGCAGAAGUGCUGUAGCCUAUCCCAGCUAUCUCUGGGCAAGAGGCGGGGUACUACCUGAACUGGUCGCCAGCCAAUCGCAGGGCACAUAGAAACAACCAACCAUUCGCACUCAUAUUCACACCUACGGGCAAUUUAGUCUUCAGUUAACCUCCUAUGCAUGUUUUUGGGAUGUGGGAGGAAACCGGAGUACCCAGAGAAAACUCACGCAGGCAGGGGAAGAACGUGCAAACUCCACACAUCCACUGUGCCGCUCCAAGUGUACAGUCACCUUAUAUUACCAGAUAUACACAAUUGCCCCUGCAAUUGGUUGUUAUUGGAGAGCCUCAACCGAGAUACGAGGCAAACGUGCUGUCUCUGUACAACUUCACCCCAAUAAAAAAUAAACAUUGUUAAAUUAACUAAGUGUCAAGUCAGCAUUAUCAGAUUUUUUUUUACAUGUAUUGUACGAUAUUGCAGUUUGCAAGUGUCCCUAAUAAUGUGGCCAGUGAGUGUUUUGUGAUUAUGAAAUGUCACUGUUAAUCUACUGACAACAUUUGCACGUGGCACUUUAUAGUGGGGAAAACAGGACAGCUCAAAAAUAUUUUAGUUAUUUUUGUGAGUCAUCUAAUAUUGAUAGUGUGGAAACAAUGUUUUGUGUGUGUGUUUUAUGAUGCAAAUAUCCUCAUCAAUUGAAGAAUUCUGGUGCCAAAUAAGGGGGCAAUGAGACAGGCAACAUAGCACGUUGCCCCGUGCCUUGUCUGCUUGUUCAACCAAUUAUUUAGUCUGUGAAUUAAGGUUCUAGAUUUGGACUUUUUUUGCUUUGUAGUGCAGUAUGUGGUUGCCAUAGAAACAAAACAUGUAACAGUGAGUGAUAUCAUGCCCAACAAAAAAAAUAAGAGCUGUGCUCUCAUUUGAAUUGCUGUCCUUUUAAUAAAGCAAACACUUGCUACUACUGUAUUGCAUAUUGAUGAUUUUGUGAUUAAAAACAAAGAAUGCUUUCCA
Messenger RNA from Phycodurus eques (leafy seadragon), 2780 nucleotides. It is a transcript of the gene zdhhc16b, whose product is annotated as zinc finger DHHC-type palmitoyltransferase 16b. Bases 144 to 1316 code for a protein of 390 amino acids. The transcript has 10 exons. Gene Ontology annotation, molecular function: palmitoyltransferase activity. Gene Ontology annotation, biological process: protein palmitoylation. Gene Ontology annotation, cellular component: Golgi apparatus. The record is from RefSeq and is a predicted model, not a curated record. Lineage: Eukaryota; Metazoa; Chordata; Actinopteri; Syngnathiformes; Syngnathidae.